Messenger RNA from Diabrotica virgifera virgifera (western corn rootworm), 17356 nucleotides. It is a transcript of the gene TBC1D16, whose product is annotated as TBC1 domain family member 16. Bases 260 to 2287 code for a protein of 675 amino acids. Gene Ontology annotation, biological process: activation of GTPase activity. Gene Ontology annotation, molecular function: GTPase activator activity. Lineage: Eukaryota; Metazoa; Arthropoda; Insecta; Coleoptera; Chrysomelidae. Gene Ontology annotation, cellular component: early endosome. The transcript is spliced from 10 exons. The record is from RefSeq and is a predicted model, not a curated record.
CUAUUUGGGUACCUAUUUUCGUAGUUAUGUUUUUCGGAUCUAUUAUCAAUGUUAGGUUACUUCCCAGUGUUAUUUGCCUUAUCGCCUUUCAAUGUAGUAUAUAAAGUUACUUUUGAUACAAUAAAUGUUUUUUAACUUUUUAUUGUGCGGUGAAUGUUGUGAUGAUACGGACAUUUUCAGUUACCAAUUUUCCGUUCAUUGGAUACAUGAAAAGAGAUCAAAGUUCAUCACUAACUGGUAGAGAUCAAAUAAAUCGAUAAUGCCUCUAACGGACAUUAUCCGACGGGCAUCGACCUACAUUCUUGGCCCUGAAGAGGACACUUUAAAAACUCCAGAAUAUGAGGACAAUGAGAUCCUCUUUUGUAAGAACAACAUCUGCGUGCAUCCUCCUGCUACAGCGAGACAUGACAAUGAUCUGCAUAAUCCCGGUUAUCUAACCAUCACUACAAAGGUUUUCAUUGAUCAGUAUAAUGAUACUCGCAGGCCUACGCUUUUCUUGACGUGGAUACCGAAUUCGUCUAUCACGAAAAACACGAACUUAAUUGGUACACCUCUAAAACACUACAACAAGAGAUACAGUUUGGAAAGUUUAACGUCGAAUGAUUCCAACGACUUUGGCAUCGAGAGGCAUCCCGUUGUGGAGUUUAAGAGUACUAAUCCUUUCUUAAACUACGAUGACAGAGAUCGCCUGGAUAUGUCUGAUUUAAGCUCAGAGGGAAGCGACAAGCAGGGAAUCAGCAUUAACGUGGAUAUUUCUAAUCCUGAGAUAGAAAUAAUACAAACACCCGAUAGCGUUAAGGAUCCUGGAGACUAUUUUGAGUUUUCGAGAUCAGCAUCAGUAACUUCUUCAGACAGCCAAUCAAACUGGCUAUCAACACCAGAAUAUUUAAUGCAACAGCACAAUCUAUACUUUCCAGAUAGCGUUAGUAAUUCACCCAUUUUGCAGCCGAAACAGAUUCACAAAUGUAGAAGAUUUAGCGUAGACCUCAGCCAAAUGCGGUCUCUUAGAUUAUUUUUUAGUGACAAUAGUUGCACAUGUGGACAACUCGUCGUAGCUUCCAGAGAAUCUCAGUACAAGAUCCUCCACUUUCACCACGGCGGACUGGACCAUUUGGCACAAGUUUUGCAUCAGUGGCAUUCACUGCUGCAUACAAUCAAGUUAGCUAAAGGUUUAGACGAUACUCUGCCAUACCGCCAUUUUAUGGUGUGCAGACCGGAAGUAUCAUUGCUAGAAUUGCAUCCCGAGGAAGGACAAGUGCCUAAGCUCACAGAAGAAACAUUUAGAGGUUUAUUUAAUGAAACUGGCCAAUUGGAAGAUGAUCUAACUUUAAGAAAGUAUGUGUUUUUCUCGGGUAUGGAUAGGAAUAUUAGAAAAGAAGUAUGGCCGUUUUUAUUACAUGUAUACCCGUAUUUAAGUACGUUUGAAGAAAGGAUUCAGAUUGCCGAAAUUAGGAGACAUGAGUACGAAGAAAUAAAUAGGAGGAGGUUAGAGCUAAAUGAAAAUAAGCUACAUCAAUUUAGAAGAAAAAUACAAAGUGUCGUAGAGAAAGAUGUAGUUCGGACUGAUAGGGGAAAUCCGUUUUUCGCUGGAGAGAAUAAUCCUAACCUUGAAAUUAUGAAGAAUAUUUUAUUAAACUACGCUAUUUACAAUUCAGGAUUGGGAUAUACUCAAGGCAUGAGCGAUCUUCUAGCUCCAGUUUUGUACGAGCUUCAAGAUGAAGUAGCUGCUUUCUGGUGUUUCGUUGGUUUAAUGCAAAGAGCAGUGUUUGUAGCUACCCCUACCGAUAGAGAUAUGGAUAGAAAUUUAAGAUAUUUGAGAGAAUUAAUAAGGCUAAUGGUACCAAAGUUUUACAACCACCUGGAGAAACACAAAGAUGCGCUAGAGCUAUUAUUCUGUCAUCGGUGGAUACUUUUGUGCUUCAAAAGAGAAUUCACGGAAGGUGUAGCAUUAAGGAUGUGGGAGGCAUGCUGGGCGAAUUACUUAACGGAUUAUUUUCAUCUCUUUCUAUGUUUGGCAAUCAUAUCUGUAUACGCUGACGAUGUUAUAGCUCAAGAUCUACGUUCAGACGAAAUGUUGCUCCAUUUCAGCUCGCUAGCUAUGUACAUGGAUGGCCAGGUCAUCGCCAGAAAAGCACGAGGAUUACUACAUCAAUUUCGUCAGAUGCGCGAAAUACCCUGUACACUAGCUGGUCUUUGUACGAGAUGUGGUCCAGGCAUUUGGGACAGUUCACACAGUCCACGUAUAUUCUGUGUGGGCCAUGAGCAGGCUGGGAUGUGUAUAAAUUGAACAAUGGACUGAGUAUUAAUAUUUGUUUAAAGAAGAUGGACGUUUUGUAUUUGGACAAUACAAUGUUGAUGUUGGUUAUUUAUUAUUUUAGGGUGAGAUGUUUGAAGAUAGGUAACGAUUUUAGGGAUAAACUGGAUAAUUAUUUUUUCUAUUUUAUAGUAUGCAAUAUAAUAAUAGGUAUUAGCCCAGUAAAUGAACGGGAAAUUCGGCGAUACCGUGUAAUUUUCAGGGGCAACUCCGAAUUGCGUGAAAAUUUGGAUGUAGGUUCUACUUAUCCUCCACUUCAAAGUCGAAAUUGUGCCGUUGGUUGCUUUUACUUGGGGGGUGACAGUCACCCCUUCUCGGGGGUGAAAAAACAUACGUUCAAGAUAAGACCGGAAAUGAAUAAAUUGACUGAUUUUAAGCAACUUUUGUUCUAUAGAGUUUUUUACGCAAGUCAAUACUUUUCGAGUUAUUUGCCAUUGAAAAUGUAGUUUUUUCGACAAAAAAACUACAUUUUCGGACGGUUUUUCGCAAAUAACUCAAAAAGUAAAUAUUUAUCGAAAAAAAUAUCCUGAGGAAAAGUGUAGCUUAUAAAAAACCCAAAAAAAUGAUGUAUCACUAAAGUCUAUCAAUCAAAUAAAAACAAAGUUGUAGCUCAUGAAAAAUACGUUCUUAUUCGUGUAAUUCCAAAUCGAAUAUUUCAAGGUGAAAUCACCGAAAAAUUAGGCACUUUUCGGGUAAAAAACCCAUUUAAACUUUUUAAAGUGUUUAUAAAAAGCUUUGUUUUAAUUGUUAACAAAAGUUUUAGCAUUAAAAAUAAGCGAGUUACGCUCAAAAUAAAGUUGGCCCUCUUUUUUUGUAAAAAAUCAUGAAAAUCUCGCCGUGUUUAGCUCCCCAAAUGAAAUUAAUCGCUACCGCUUUACAAACAAUUUACUUACCUAUCUAUUUUUUAUAUGAUCUGUCAGUCUCACCGGUUUAAAGUGUUUAUUUUUGAAAGGGUUAUAAUUGGGAAAGCUUGAAUGGGUCACUAAUCACGAGUGUAUGCAAAUUUUGAACAGCCAUAUCUUAACCAAUUUUUUUCCUACGGAGAAACAAAAUAAACUAGCAUAUUGAUAAUAGCAAAACCUACAUUUUUUACUGUUUAAGAUUUUUCUUAUCACUAAUACUUUUUAAGUUAUUUUAAAAAAAUGAAAUUUUUCAAAAAUUUUUAGAAAAUUAUUUUUUACUAUAAAACCAAACGUUUUAAAAAAUAAGCACUUCAAACCAAUCAAACUUACAGAUCAUAUAAACAAUACACAUACAGUUAAAAUAGAUGGUAAAGCCAAACGAUUAAUUUCAUUUAGGGUGCUAAAUAGAGGGAGGCUUUCACGAUUUUUUUUUACCAAAAAAAGGGGCCAACUUUUUUAUCAGUGUAACUCGUUUAUUUUUGAUGCUGUAAACUUUUGUAGAAAACAAAUAAUAAGCUUUUUUUCGAUACUUUAAAAAUGUUAAUAAGGUUUUCCCGAAAAACGCUUCUUUCUUCGGUGAUUUCGCGUUGAAUUAUUCGAUUUGGAAUUAGACGAAUAGGAACGUAUUUUUCAUGAGCUACAACUUUGCUUCUACUCAAUUUGUAAACUUUACUUGUACACCAUUUUUUUCGUUUUUUUUUUAUAGGCUACACUUUUGCUAAAAAUAUUUUUUUCGAUAAAAUAUUUACUUUUUGAGUUAUUUGGGAAAAACGGUCUGAAAACUUAGUUUUUUUGUCGAAAAAUCAAUAUUUUAAAUCGCGAAUAACUCGAAAAGUAUUGACUUACGUAAAAAACUUAGAACAAAAGGUACUUAAAAUAAGUCAAUUUAUCCACUUCCGGCCUUAUUUUAAACACGCGUUUUUCACCCACCGAGAAGGGGUAAAUGUCACCCCCCAAGUAAAAGCAACCAAAGGCACAAAUUCAACUUUGAAGUGGAGGGUAAGUAGAACCUAAAUCAAAAUUUUCAUGCAAUUCGGAGUUGCCCCUGGAAAUUACACUCCAAAGCGGUCAUUUAUUGGCUAUAUAUGUUAGUGUUGAAUUUAAAAGAAUCACACACAAAUCAAGUAUUUGCAUAAAUAUGCGAAUAUUUAGAUAAGAACACUGAAACCAUAAUAUAUAACAAUAUAAAAUUCUAUAGAGUAUAUGCAGUACCUAUUUGUUUACCCUCAAUUGGGUAAAUCGUAGGUAUAUUAUGAUCCUAUUUUUUUGCUUUAAUCGCUUGAGCUCACUAUGCGAACCCUUCAAAAGGUUUUUUUUAUUUAAAAAUUCGUGAAAACAAUUAGAAAAAUUCAAUUUUUUACGUUGCUAUAUUUCGGCAUGCUAUGUAUUUUAGAAAAAUUUUGUAAAGACGAAAAAGUUUUGCAAUUAAAUUUCCUACAGAAUUUAUUACAAAUUGAAAAAGUAAUUCUUAUUGCAAAAUUAACAAAAACCAUUAAAUAACGUGUAACGUCUGUCGUUGUAUUUGAUGCUCCGGGUAACAAAAUUCAGUCGAAGAAAAAAGGUUCGCUUUAAGACAUUUUUAUUUAGAAUCAGAACAUACAAAAGAUAAAAUAAUUAGCCUUAAUUACUCGCUAAUCUCGUUAAUAAAUUAUAUUUAUAAUCUACGCAUCGAGGUUUCGGUUCGGGUCGAUGUGACGAUAUUUUGUACAUGAAUUAAUAAUAUUGACGAUCGCGUGGAUUAGGAAUUACCUUUAUUAAUAUGGAAUGGACGUAAAAGGAUAGGAUAUCUCGCUCAGCUCGCCAGGGGAAAAGACAUGUUGGGAAAUACGAUCACCGCUCAAAGGCGGAUCCAGCAACCUUGCAAGGAGGGGGCAAUGAAAUAAAAAUUUUCUCGUCACUCGCGUACGCAGGAUUCUUUUUCGGUAUGGGCUGUUACUUUAUUUUUCUUCAUGUACCAUGUUCUUUCAGAACGUUGGUUACUAUCAUAGCUAUCUUAAUUUUAUUCACUGCCACCCUAAAUCAACCACGAAGUGCUUUUUCGUCUUGGACUGCGUUUGCCUUCUAUUUUCACUUGCAGAAUAUUUUGUAGCAAUCUAUAUUUGAAACUUCUCAUUACAUGUCCAAAAUACUCCAUUUUUCUCUUCUUGAUGCCUUCUAUAAUCUCAGUAGUCUUGCUGAGACGUUCUAGUAUUGUGGAGUUUCGAAUCUUCUUCGCAAAAGAUACUUUUAAAAUUCUUCUAUAGAACCACAUUUUGAAAGCCUCAAGGCGAUUCAGGUAAGUAGAUCGAUUUUAUUUAUGUUUUAUUCCGAUAUUCACUUAUCGAUGGGACACAAAACCCACUAUUUAUUUUUAAUCGUAAUUAUCUCUUUCUUAAAAAAAAGGCGACACAAGGCGAAGUCUCAAGGAGGGGGCAAUUGACCCCAUUGACCCCCCUUGGAUCCGCGCCUGUCACCGCUAGUAUAAGGAUAGGUAAAAGGAAAAACCGUCUGAUUCGUUCAGCGCACCAAAACGACGGUGGAAAAUGGUCGGGAUAACUCACCUCUUAUACCUCGUUGUUGUUUAUUAUUCUUCAAUCAACGCUCCAAGAAUAAUAAAUUAACUAGGCUUUUCGUUCCGACUUUUAUUCCGAGACGGUACAAAAACAUGUUUUACCUAAUUCAUUGGCGUACUCUAGAGACGAUAAAAUUAUAUUAUCGUCACAAACGGGUCAAAAAUCAAUGUUUUUUCAAUAAUAUUUCCAGAUAUGUAUUUAAAAUCAACAUUGAACUUUAAAAAUUUAUCCAGAUAACGUGUUUAAUAUAAAAAAACUACAUGUAGGUACAUAAAAUUUCAGCACAAUCGAUCAAGUAGUUUGAGCAAAAUAAUUUUGCAAUCUAAAUUAUUGAAGCAAGGUUAUUAAUUUAUUUAUUUAAUUUUAUAAUAAGUAUUAUAUAAUAAUUAAUUUUCAAUAUUAUACAGAGUCAACAAAAAAGUUUUUUUAAGUAUUUUUUAUAUCUACUAAAUAGAUUUUCUGGGUAAAUUUUCUAGGUUCUAUGUGGCUUUUAAAUUCCUGAAAAAGGUUAUUUAAAAUAAUAAUAAUUAUUAUUUUUUCAAUUUGCAACCAAUUCUAUCUUGCAGGAAAUUUACUUUCAAAACUUUCUUGUCUUUCCAGAAUUUUUCUAAAAUGCAUACCUGUCAUGAAAUAGGUACUGCAGUACCUAUAUAGAAACUAAAAGGAGAAAAAAUUGAAAUUUUUCAAUUUUUUUUUAAAUUGUUUAAUAAAAAAUUUAGUCCACUUUUAGAAGGGUCCGCAUAGUGAUAUCAUCAUUUCCAAUGAUAUUUCCAAGGGUAUAAAGCAAAAAAUAGGAUCACAUACGAUUUACCCAACCUAAAACAGAUAUUAUACCGCCUGGUCUAAUAAAAAAGCUCUAAAAAUGAAACAAUAAAACCUUUUUUUUUUCAUAUACCUCACGAAGAGCAUGACAAAAAUGCGUUGUAUACAUAUAGGAAAUUCUGUUAAUGAUAUAGUUGUCGAAAAAAGACAAUAUAAUUUUUGGAGCAAAACUUACACCCAGUAGUUAAACAUGUAUGUCUGAGCGAGUAACAAGACAACUGGAAUGGAAUGCGUAAAAAACUUAAUUCAGCACAUUAUUCCUAAAUUGUAUAGGCCAACACUAAUCACAAUGAAAAAAAUCGUAAGAGUACUCAGACUAGCAUAUAGCCUUUGACUCAGAGUUGCCUGAUGGCUCAGAGCAACCUGUGUGUCUUCUGUGUUCUUUGUUGAACAAAGACAAUCCAAUUUCGGGAAAGUUUGUACCUAGUAGUUAAACUAAGCCAGCAACAGACCACUGAAAUGGAAUGCGUAGAAAACUUGCAAUUCAGCACAUAAUUCCAUACCUAUGCCAACACUAAUCAAAAGGGACAAAAAUCGUAAGAGUACUCAUACUAGCACAUUUCCUUUGACUCAUAGUUACCUGAUGGCUUAGAGCAACCCGUGUGAGUGUUCUGUCUAUAAACCUCGUGCCAUCCUUCAAUCUGAUCCAAUGUCAUAUUUUCACAAAUAUCCGCUGGCUGCAUAGACUUUGUCAAGUGAUUUUUUGAUUUUAAUCGUUUCUAUUCGGCAUUUUAGUCCUACCAUAAUAAAAAGAUUAAGAGAAAAGAUUAUUAGCCAGUUAUUUAUUGUAGAUAGCACAAAUGUACGCAUACUUGAACAUAACAUAUUUGUUUCUAAUUAAAUAUUUUCAUGACUAAAAGUUUAAUAGUUUAUUGUACUUAAGUAUAGAACUUCUUAAUAUGUCGUAAGGAUUUCUUAAAAUAAUCUUCACCUGUUAUAACGAUCUGUUACAAUAUUUAUAACCAUAAUAGCUCAUACAGUUUUUAAGAGUUUUUAUAGAUAAUACGAGUAUAAAAAAUUCUGAAUUAUUCUUCAAACACCUCAUACAAUAAGUAUUAAAGUACAAAUUUCAUGUUUGUAAAAAUUAGUCAGAGAAGGAAAUGCUUUUGCUAGCAACAGGUGCCUUUUAGUCAGGUAGACGUUAGGUUUUGAUAAUCAAAUGUUUUGCUGUGUUUAAAAUUUAUUUUAUGAUAUAAAUGUUUUAUUUUAAAAUGAGUAUCUCUUUAAUUCCGAAUGAUAUAAAUGGACAAUUUAAUACCUAUACUAAGAAUAUAACUAGUGUCUAUUUCUUCCCUUUAAAAAUAGGUUUAAUUAUAUAAAAGAUGUUCAGAGAGAGAGAGAGAGAGAGAGAGAGAGAGAGAGAGAGAGAGAGAGAGAGAGAGAGAGAGAGAGAGAGAGAGAUGCUGUAUAAUCAAUAAUAACUGGCACACAUAGAAUCUCAUUAAUCCGACACUUCAAUAAACUGGAACGUUCAAUAGUGCUGCACCCAACACUGAAGCUACAGUGCAACUAUUUAUCCAUCAUUUUAAAGACAAACUAGAAGAACUGGUCUUCUCUGUCCUUUUUAUGGUGUUGAAUCGUGGAACUUGAAGGAAGAUAUAUGCAGAAAAUUGGAAGCAUUUGAGAUAUGGCUAUAUCGGAAACUAUAUCGAAAUCCCAUGGACUGACCUAGUCACAAAUUAGGAGGCCGUCCUGAAGGAGAACAUCCUGGUUGAAGAACCUAAGAACCUGGUCCAGUACAACAUUUGAGCAGCUUUUCCGAGCUGCUGCAGAUAAAAUAAAGAUUGUCAUGAUGAUCGCCAAUAUUCGUCACGGAUAGGAACAUCGAGAAGAAAAAAAUCCAACCAUUCCAAUAAUCUGACACAUUCUGGUUUUUAAUAGUGCCUAUUUAGUGAGAAUUUACUGAAUAUGGUUUCAUGCCUUAGCAUUUUUGUUUUGGCAUAAAUAUUCCAAAAUUGAUCUAUCCUAUUCGCCCCGUGUAUGACUGACGCGACACCUAUGGUAGUCGCCUGGCAUUUUUGGCGACCACAAAUUGACGUUAAGCAAAUAAUACACGAUGCAGACGAUAUAGAUUUAAUAGGAAUCACCCGAUUAAGGAUGAAGGAGACUUUCGUAAGAUUCGAGAAGGAAGCAGAGAAGAUGAGGCUUCUAAUUUAACGAAAAUAAGACGAAAUUUAUUAUGUACCUAUACGAGCCGCAAUAACCAAAGUAGAGACAGAGUCGGUCAGAACAUCAAGAUCGAUGACUUUAACUUUGAUCGCCUUAGAGAAUUUAACUAUCUUGGAACAACAAUAACUGAAGACAAUAACGGAUCACAAGAAAUAAACAAUAGGAUAUAGACCAGCAACAGAUGUCUUUAUGGCCUUCAAAUCAAAACCUUAUAAAAUCGAAACAACUAACAAGACGUACGAAGAUACAAGUGUAUAAAACAAUCAUACGACCCGUUCUGAUGUCUAGAAGAGAAACGUGGACGAUAACAAAGGCAAACGAAGAGAGACUACGUGUUUGGGAAAGAAAAAUCCUAAGGAAGAUCUAUGGGUGCUGGAUGAAGCAUCAGGACAAUAUAGGUUAAGAACUAACAACGAGCUCGAAGAACUUUAUCCAGACGCCAACAUCAUAAAAGAAAUAAAGUCCAGAAGACUUCAAUGGGCAGGACACCUCAGGAGACAUCCUGGCCAAAGAACAGUAAGGCUGGUAUGGGAGGAAGUCCCAACUGGAAGAAGACCACCAGGACGUCCUCGACUCUGGUGGCGAGAUAAUAUGUAGCAGGAGACCUGAAAGCUAUGGGCGUGGAGAAUUGGAUAGAGGUUGCUCAAGAUAGAGAACAGUGAAGGCAUAUUGUCGAGUUGGCUAAAACCCACGAAGGGUUGUAACGCCACGGAGUAAGUAAGUAAGCAUAUGAUACACAUAUGACAUACUUGAGGUUAAUAUGUAAUAUUUAUUUACCAUUUUUGAUAAAAUAAUAUACAAAUGACACUGACAUUACAAAAAUUCGCCAAAAUUGUCAUAUUUCGCCGCUACGGACGCUGGCAUAAUUUCGUGUAUCCCCACCAUGGUCGCGCACGGAGCGAAUAGGUACUAAGAUACAAAUUAGUAUCACAUAAUUUUAUGUUUGAUCUGUCCUUUUUGUCAUACGUAUAUAUAAUAAUAAGUUUUAAACAUUGCAAGUGAAAAACACAACUUAUUCUUAUAAAACGGAUAGGGGCACCUUGUUUUGAUAUUAUUUGAAGACCAGGGCUUGAAGGUAAUGGUUUGUUGAUAGUAAGUUUGCUCUUGUGUUAAGUUUUAAUCGCAUAAAAUUGUGUAAAUACUUAUAUACAAUGACCUAAAAUCCUAUUGUAAUAAAUUGUUAAUCUAUUUUAUUAACGCUCAUAGUGUUGUUGUAAUAUUUCAUUAGUUAGAGUAAUAUAAUGUAGAAAAACCAAUGCCUAGACGAAUAUCGAGAAAGAAAGAAGAUUCUGAGAGUUAUCGAUAAUUAUCAAAAAUAUAUAUUUUAAAUACAAACAUUCUUUCCUGUUGUUUCCUAUUUAUCUUUAAUUUUACAACAUGCUUUGACGCGCUGGGAUGUUGUCAUUUAGAAGAAGUAAGGAUUUACAAUUAUUGAAGGUUAAUUGGGAGUGUAGGUAUUGAAUAUAUGUACUAAUAAAGAAUGGUUUGCCUCAGAGGAACAAAUUUAUGGCCAAAGAAACACAAAAUCUCAAGUGAGGAUUCGGGCUAGCUUUUCUUCAUUAAGGAUUAGCUUCGGGAUAAAAAGACAAUCCUUAGUGUAGAAAAGCAAGCUAUUUCUAGGCCUGGAUCCCGCGUACCAAAAAGAAGUUUAUUAUGUAAUGGCAAGCUGAAAAUAUGUUAAUAGCUUAACAAUGUCUAGUCGGACAAACUUUGAUGUAUGGGAACAGCGAAUCAGAGGAAGUUUUAAUUGUGGAUCCUGACAAGUUUAUGAUUGUGAAAACCAGCAGGUUGUUUUUAAGUUUAUUCAAUAGAAACUUUAUAUAAUAUAUGAAAAAAUGUUUGUGCAACAAAUAUGUUGAGCAUUUUAAUAGGUCCGACACGUAGAACAUGCCAAACGACAGGAAUUAUAUUGGUAGUAAAUAGCAGUCUGAUUUAUGCAUGAGAGUUUAAUGAAAGGGUAACAAAUCAAUUGGAAGUCCUAUCCGACAAAAUACCCGUUCCACAAUUAAAUCUUCCCCUGUUCCAGUGUUUCCGUACAUCAAAGUUUGUCCGGCUAGACACCGUUAAGCUAUUAAAAAAAUUUCCAGCUUGCUACUAAUAAACUUUUUUUUGGUACGCGGGAUCCAGGCCUAUUCCUCUGAGCUAAGUAUAUUCAACAACUUCGAUCCCAAUUCUCCUUCAAUUGUAAAUUCUUUCCCCUUUUAAAUUACAAUAUCCAAGAGCAGGGGUCGGCAACGUGAUGCCCGCGGGCACCAAGGUGCCCGCGAAGCAAUUUUAAGUGACCGCCAUUCCUUUCACCAUCUUAAUUUAAAAAUUUAACCAGACAACUAUUUACAAAACUAAUUAAAAACGGAACUUUAAUAAUUUAAAGCUUAUUCAAAACUAAAGUUUUAAAACUGAAUUUCAGCGACAUCAAUAUAAAACUAAUAGAACAACUGGCUACGACCCUGCUCACAUCUUACUAACCUAACGAACAUGAUACAAACGUUCCGAGCGGCGCCGGCAUAUCUAUAUGCACCGUUAUAUUUUCCUCGCCCCCGCGCGUCUACUAUAACUCCGUCUACCUGCCUGCUGCCAUUUCAUGCGCCACGUGCUAACUAAGGGCUCUAUUAGUCUAGGUAACUGGUGGCGCAACUAGUGGCGCAACUAGUGGGCCCACCAAAUUGUGAGCACGGGCAACUGGUGGCCGAGAAUAGCCACCAGCAAAAAUAAUAAACUGAAUUGGAAUUGGAAAAAUAAUCAAAUGCAAUUGGAAACUUGUUUGUUAUAAAUUUUACGAAAAAAAGUUAUUCUUCAUAAAAUUCUUAAUAGUAUAAAAUAUAAGAUGCAACCAUCAGAUUCAAAUUUUGUGAAUUUUAUACGAGGUAUGCCAAAAAAGAUUAAUUUCGCUCAAGAGUAAAGUAUCCUUAUAUUAAACAAUAUCGAAAAAUGUUUUAUAAAAUGUUGUUCGGAAUUAAAAGCUAUGUUUGAAUAUGCAAUUACAUUCUUCUAAUUGAAAUAUUGUGAACUGUAAAGGUAGUUUACUCUUGGAAGAAAUUCAUAUUUUUUAACAUACCUCGUAUAGAAUUGAUAAAAGUUUAUAUAUUAUGAUUGCAUCUUAGAUUUUAGACCAUAUAAAGCUUUUUGUAAAAAAUACCUUUUCGUAAAAUUAAUAAUAAAAUACUUAUAGAUAUUUGUAAUAAAAUGAUGUUGGGUAUUCGUAAUUUAAAAAAAUUGCAUUUUUUUUCAAUUAGAAUGAUGUAAUAAAAUUAAUGCGUCCCAAAACAUAGUUUUUUUAAUUCUUAACAACUUUUCAUAAUAAUAAUUUUCGAUGUUGUGACAUCUAAAGGUACUUUACAUACAAUUUUUUUGACAUACCUCGUAUAACAUAGACUAUGCAGAGCAUUUUAUAAAGAAUAUUUUUUUUUUCGUAAAAUUGAUAAGAAAAAAUUUCCCAUAUGGUUCCAAGUUACGCAGACAUACUGUACCUAUAUAUAAAAGCUCAAUUUUUUUUAAAUUUUCCAAUUAACGUCACAUUCGGACUCAGCAUAAUCAAAAACAAAAUAGAAACAUUUUUGAUCAAGGUAAAGUGAUGAAUUCACCGAUAUUUCUAAAAUAUAAAAAGAGCCUUUAUUGUUUAAACAAUGAAUAAACAAUUAACGGCUAAAUCUGCGAGAAGAAUUUUUUAAUAUAACAUAUUUAUAAAUCAACAAAAAAGGUUUUAGAAAAAUAUACGCUUGUUAAUAGAAAAUAUAGAAGUUAAUAGAAAAGAAAUACGAAGCACUCGAUUACAAUAUAAAUGAACUAGUGGUGGCCGACACCAGUUGCUCAGUCUAAUAGGGUCCAUAUAACAUAAUGCCCCGGAUUGGUGGCGCCACCAGACCCGGUUACCCGGCUGGUGGACUGGUUCGGCCACCAGAUCGACAACAAUUUCUGGUGGCGCAACCAGUUGCCGUAGUCUAAUAGGUCUCAUUUACUUAAAUUCCCCGUGACGUCAUGAGUCACUGGUGGAGCAACUUGGUGGCGUCACCAGUUGCCUAAUAUAAUAGCGGCCUAACCUGUGUGAAUUUAUUCUUAUCGUGAAUUUAUAUUAAUUUGGAGUUGUAAGUAUAUAUCUGUGAUUGUUUAAUUCUUUAUAUUUAUUAUUUUGCUGUUAUUUUAGCCGCCAUGGAAAAUAAAAGAAAGAAGAUAAAGACACAUAAUUUUAAUGUCGAGUGGGAAGAACAUUUUUGCUUCAUUUAGUAUAAAGAAAAAAGUGUGUGCUUAUUGUGCAAUUCAAGCGUAGCGGUUCCAAAAAAGUGUAAUGUGGAGAGACAUUGCAUUACCACUCACAAAAAUGUUAACACAACUUUUUCAAUAAACUCGGAAAUUAGAAAGAAAAAGAUAUCGGAACUUAAACUCAAGUUGACUAAGCAGCAAAACUUAUUUGCCAGACCAAUUUCCCAAUCAACAAAAGCAACUACUGCCUCUUUCAAGAUUGCGCACCUUUUGGCCAAGAAAAUGAAACCGUUUGUAGAAGGUGAGAUUAUUAAGGAAGCCAUGUUAUUAAGGGCCGAAACACUUUUUGACGACCAUAAAAGUAAAAAUGAAAUUAUAGUAAUAGCAAUAAAUGGCAUCCAGCUAUCAGCCAGAACAGUAACUCGAAGAAUUGAAAUAAUGGCUACAGACAUUGAGUCACAAUUGAACACUGAUAUUCAAAAAAGUGUAUUCUUUUCACUGCAAGUUGAUGAGUCAACAGACGUGUCCGACACUUCUCAAUUAUGUAUUAUUAUAAAGAUGGUUUUCGAAGAUUUUAUUGUUAAAGAAGAAUUUCUAAAAAUGUUACCGUUAAAAGGGCGGACAAGGGGUGAAGAUAUCUAUAUGGCAUUUAAAAAAAUUUUAGCGGAAACUAACAUACCUUUGAAAAAAUUGUCCUCAAUUACAACAAACGGCGCACCUGCAAUGAAAGGAAGAAACAGCGGUUUCAUCGCUCUGUGUAAGAGAGACCCAAUGUUUCCCAAAUUUGCCUCUUAUCAUUGUAUCAUUCAUCAGGAAGUAUUAUGUUCAAAGGUGAUUCCUUUCCAAGAUAUAAUACAAACUGUAACCAAAAUUAUAAAUUCAAUAAGAGCAGGAGCUAUGCAACAUAGAUUAUUUAAAUUAUUGCUUCAAGAAAAUGGCGCAGAAUUUGACGAUCUGAUUUACACAUACAGAAGUACGGUGGCUGAGUAAAGGAAAAGUACUUUAGCGGUUUUUAAAUUUAUUACCUCAAGUAAGAGAAUUUUUAUUAUCCAGAAAUGAAGUUUGUCCGGAGUUAGAACAAACACAUUGGUUAAUUCGGCUUGGUUUUUUAACUGAUUUAACUGUAAAAUUAAAAGAAUUAAACUUACAACUACAAGGCAGAAAUCAUCAUAUUGCUUCCAUGGUAAGUGCGAUAAAUGCAUUUAAAGCUAAAUUGGCGCUCUGGAAGUUGCAUAUGGAGAACAAUAAUUUAUCACAUUUCCCAAAUUUGAGAAUGGAAAUAGAAAGUCAUUGCGAUGAAAAUGUUACCACCCAUCAGUUUACCAAACAUUUUGAUUCCUUGUUGACAGAUUUUAACAAAAGGUUCGAAGAAUUUUCUGAACUAGAGACAUUUUUGAUGUUUUUCAUUAAUCCUUACUCUCAUAGAAAUGAAGAUCUGAGUGAAAAGAUUUCAACAUAUUUCAGUAUUUCUAAUAAGGAGGACUUGGAAUUGGAAAUUAUAAAUAUCACCAACGACAUCCAAUUGAUAUCAUGCUAUAACGAAGAUAAUUUUUGGAAUUUAGUGGAUAUAAAUAUUUAUCCUUUGUUGAGAAAAUGUGCCCUAAAGUUAAAUUCCCUCUGUGCCUCGACAUACGCCUGUGAAUCUUUAUUUUAAAAUAUGAAAUACUUAAAAUUAAGUUACCGAUCAACCCUUACUGAUGCUCAUUUAGACCAAUGCCUUCGAACUGGAAAUUCUACUUAUAUUCCACAUUACAACGAGCUGGCCUCAAAUUUACAGUGCCACAUAUCUCACUAGUUGACUACUUAUGCUUAUAUUAUAUAUUAGAAUUUGAUGUGAAAUAAAAAUUUGCCUAUAUAAUACCUUUUUUUUUAUUUUAUACUAUUUUCAUGUUUUCUCGGCGGGGGGAGGGGGGCGCUACUUUUCAUCAGGUGGUGCCCGCCGAAUUUCACAAUUUUUAAAAUGUGCCCUCCUAGUAAAAAAGGUUGCCGACCCCUGUCCAAGAGUAUUGUGUGUCAAAUUGGAGCCCCACGUUGGGCGCCAAUCAUUCAAUUCAAUCAUGUUCAAUUCAAUAUAUUUCAUUUAAUAAUCAGUGCUACAGAAUUAUCUACUAUUAAUUAAACGUUGACAAGCUAGAUCAAAAACGAAUGAAUAAUGUUGAUAACUUUCAGAGUCUUAAACAGAAUGAGUUUAAGCCACAUACCAAAACGAAAGUACGUAGAACAUACGCUUAUUGUUGUUUCCUAUUUUAUGUUAAGUACCUUUAAAUUGUUAUUACAUUACAUAUCACAUUGGUCUCUUUCCACCUUCAAAGAAGAAAAUUGUCAUUAAUUAAACAUAUCAUGUUUUUAAAAUCAAACCAAAAUAUUGUUUAAAUAAUAUUUAUAAAUAAUACACUGGCGUAUCUAAACCAGGUAACAUGUUAGUAGAAUAUUUUUAUUUUAAAUUAGUUUAGCAAAUCAAUACUGUUUGUUACAAUAAAUGCAGAAACAUGUUGUCAAAAUGUUUUUCAAUAUCACCUCAAACUGGAAAACUUUGAACACCAAAAUAUAAUUCAUUUUCAUUAUCUACGUUUAAUCUAUUUAGGGUUAUUUUUCGUUCCAUAUUGUUAACAAAAAUUCCGAUCUUCGACUGAACACUACAGCAAAUAUUUCCUUCUCGUGUCUUAUCAUCUAGCUUUCAGUUGCUUUCUUUUCUGGUUUGUUAUUUUUGCUAUUUUGUACCAUGCGUCAUCUGAUAUCUAUUGCUUCCUUUUCUUCUUUCGUAUCACCCGAAGUGCCUUUAGCAGCGUUAUACAGUAUGGAUUUCACUUGCUAUUACGAGAUUGUUUGAUCUUGUGAAUUGUUCAUGCAAUUUUGAUAGCAAAGCUUUUCUUCUUCAAGUACGUUCGCUAUCAUCACGAUGAACGUCAUCAGCACAAUCUGUAGUUUGUCAAGUUUUUCUAAAGAGAGUCUUGUGCUGACUCUAUACCUUCUUCUUGAUGUGCCUAUCCGUGACGAAUGUUGGCGAUCAUCAUGGCAAUCUUCACUUUAUCUGCAGCAACGCGGAAAAGCUGCACAUAUGUUGUGUUGAACCAGGUUCUGAUGUUCUUUAACUAGGAUGUUCUUCUUCUUCCUGGACCUCGCUUUCCAAAUAUUUUUCCUUGCAGGAUGGCUUGUAGCAGGGCAUAUCUGGAUUUAUUUCGCAUAAUGUGUCCAAAGUAUUCCAACUUUCGAGAUUUGAUGGUGGUCAGUACCUCUCGGUUCUUCCCCAUUCUUCUAAGGACCUCCUCAUUUGUGACCCGAUCAGUCCAUGGGAUUUUAAGAAUUCUCCGAUAUAGCCACAUCUCAAAUGCUUCCAACUUUCGGCACAUAUCCUCGUUCAAGGUCCAUUAUUCAACACCAUAAAAAAGGACAGAGAAGACGUAACAUCUCAACAUUCUUACUUUUAUACCAAGAAAAAGGUUGUAGCUCUUGAAAAACGCGCCCAUACGUUUGGAGAUUGAUCUAGCUUUUUCGAUGCGCGCUUUUAUCUCUUGGUUGUUGGUCCAUUCUUCAUUUAUUAUGGUGCUGAGGUAGUUGUAGUGUCUCACCUUUCUACAAGGAUUUGGUUGAUAUAGAGUUGACCUUCUGUUAUCUUUUCUUGCUAACGAUCAUAAGCUUUGUUUUCUUUACGUUUAUAUUGAGUCCAUAUUGUUGACUAUAAUACGUGAUUUUGUUCAUGAGGACUUGUAGGUCUUCUAGGUUGUCCGCAAAUACUAUGGUGUCAUCUGCAUACCUGAUGUUAUUUAGCCGGUAUCCGUUUAGUAGAAUACCUUUUUCAGUUUCGUGCAAAGCUUCGAAAAAUAUUCUUUCAGAGUAAAUAUUGAAAAUUAGUGGGGACAAAAUGCAGCCCUGUCUCACUCCACGAAUGAUUUUCACAUAUUCGGUGUGUUCACCGUCAACUCUGAGGUUUGCAGUCUGAUUCCAGUAAAGGUUUCUAAUUAUUUUCAGAUCUUGGUUGUUAAUUCCUGCUUCUCUUAGUAUAUGCAUCCUCUUGGCGUGUUGUACUCGAUAAAACGCCUUCUCGUAAUCAACCAGACAUGCGUAUACAGUGGAACCCCGAAAAUCCGAACUAAUUGGGGGGACAGCCUGUUCGGUUUCCGAAAAGUUCCGAUUAUCCGAAAGUUAACCGAACUAGUAAUUCAAAGCUUUCAUUGUCGUUGAUUUUGAGUCACAAAACGUUCCCGCACGAGUGUGGACAAUAAUUUUGGACUCAAGUUGACUACGAGAGAACCAAAGUAAGUAUAUGUUUAACCUGUAUAAGCACUACAUAUUAAAGUACGUAUUUAUUUUUAAGAAAUUUUAAAUGUCAAAGUCCUAUUAAUCCUACAUUGUUAAAUUUUCUGGUUUUACUCUGUAUAAUAAACAUGUUUUUAAGUUUU